GUAAAGUGUCAUGGUUCCGGUGAAUGGAAAUAUCCAUCGCGCACACAAAACACAAGUAGCCUCGACUUGCAUACGGAUACGUGCAACCUUCCUGCACGAUCCCGUAGACUCCCCGAUGGAGGAACGAGAGGGCUGAAUCCGAGGCGGAAAUAUGCCCGGGCGAUCACCGGCCAGGGCUUACGAGCGGCCCAUUGCGAGCGCGGGCCGCAAGCGAGCCGCUACUUGAAUGUCACCGCCGGAGGGCGCGGGAUGGGCGAAUCCUGGCUCUCGGUCUUACUCGCUGCCACGCUGACAACGAUGACGAUGACAGCGGUAACGAAAGCCGAUCAUCCAUCUUCGACGCCGUCGCUGUCGACGAUCGCUCGUGACGAUAUCAUCGAUUCCAAACGGGCGGCCAUCGAGGAAGCGCUGGACGUGAUAGAGGCUGCAUCGACGGGUUCCCUGGGCGAGGUGUGCGUACCUUCCGCGGGAUUUAAAUCACUUCCGGUUGGUGUCGCCCUGGAUUCCAGACGUUAUGACACGGCACGUCAGAAGACCGACAUGACCGCGAUGAUGCUCCAAAAUCUCGGGGCUGCAGAGGCGAUGCGACGUAACGCUCUUUUAGAUGCCCUGACGAAGUCGCUGCUCGUGUCGGUGGACGACGCUCUCGAAGCGAGGGUGAUCGCGCUGAACGCCUCCACCGGCACGGUGAUCACCUCGGUCUGGCUGAAGCGCAGCCCUGGAAGCGUAGGCGAACCCUCCAAGGUCGAGAGUCACGCGCUACAACCUGGAUCGCAGCCGGACUCCAAUAAUUUACCCUGGUUCGAGAGCGCGGGCAGCAGUGCCGAAUUAAGGUCACCGAAAUUCAUGCAGUCACCGCCGAUUGAAUCCUACAGGGGUUGGUGGACCAUCCCGUACUUCUCUUGCCAGACUCGCCGCUGGCUCAUCUCGUACAGCGUCAAUGUCAAGUCGCCGGAUGUUCAUCCCGGGGUGCGAGAAUUCAUCAGCAUAGAUAUUGAUAUAAGCGGCUUGGAGGUCAACCAAUGCGACGUAUCGCCGCAAAAUCGCAAUGACGAGCUCGAAAAUCUCUCCAGCAAUCAAAUAGCCUUCUUCAGGGGCACCCACAAGUGUCAUACCGACACUACGCAAUGCGUGUAUCAGGGUCCUGGCAGCCGAGUGAACGAAAAUGGAGUGGGUGCUGGUUGGGCGAAAGGCGCAUACGUGUGUAAAUGUCGACAAGGCUUUUACAGUACUACCCAUUAUCGGACGGGUUUCGACGGGAUUCUCGUGGAAGCCGCGUGGAAGGAAAUGGAAGAGAAUAAGAGCGACUCUUAUGAGAGGGUAUUUCGAUGUCUGCGCUGUGCACCAGGAUGUGCCAGAUGCAAAGGCCCCGAGCUUUGCCUGGCAACAUACAAUUGGCCCUUUAGAAUCACGCUGCUGGCUGUUUCAAUUUUUUGUGCGUUUGGCACCAUCGUCCUGGUAGCCUAUAUGUACCAGCACCGUAAACUGAAAGUAUUCAAGGUUGCUUCGCCAAUAUUCCUAUCCAUCACGCUCCUGGGCUGCGCCUUGAUGUAUCUCGAGAUGGCCGCUAUAUUCCCGGUUCUCGAUAUGUAUUCCUGCAUCGCCACAAAGUGGACAAGGCAUAUGGGUUUCUGCGUUUCGUAUACGGCGUUGUUAAUGAAAACUUGGCGAGUUUCGCUCACGUAUCGGGUGAAGAGUGCCCAUAAAGUUAAACUGACGGACAAACAGUUGUUGCAAUGGAUGGUGCCUAUACUGUUAGUGAUGUUGAUUUUUCUCGGAACGUGGACUGUCAGUUCGCCGCCUUACGCGGAAGUAAUUACGGAUAAUCACGACUUGAAGUUUUAUCAGUGUUCGUAUAACUGGUGGGAUCACAGCCUGGCUAUCGGUGAAAUUCUGUUUCUCGCCUGGGGCAUUAAGGUGUGUUACAACGUGCGAAACGCGGAGAGUCUGUUUAACGAGGCCCGUUUGAUAAGUUACGCCAUUUACAAUAUAGCUGCAGUGAACAUAACGAUGAUAGCCAUUCACCUCUUCAUAUUUCCGCGUGCCGGGCCGGAUAUCAAAUAUCUGCUAGGCUUCCUGCGGACUCAACUCUCGACGUCUGUUACGGUCUUCCUUGUAUUCGGCCCUAAAGUGAUCAGAGUGUUGCGAGGCCAGGGAGAUCAGUGGGACAGUCGAGCGAGAGCGCGAGGUGUGACCGCGAGCUUCUCUUUAAAUGGGAUCGGUUUGGUACCAGAAGAGACGACGGAUUUAUACCAAGAAAAUGAAGAGCUUAAGGAGGAGAUCCAAAAAUUGGCCGCGCGAAUCGAAUUUAUGAAGAUAGUGCACAUGGAGGUGCACAACAGGCACCUCAAGCCAAAGAUGGGUGGUUACUUCAGCACUCACGGUCACGGUCACGGGCAUCCAUCCACCGGGCAGAGUCCCAUCGCCAAGAGUUCGACAGCCAGUUUUAUCCUCAAACAGACGGCUGUGGAGCGAGGUGCAACGGCAGCCGCAGCCGCGGCAGUCGAGGAUUCGACCUUCCCGUCCGGAAGUCUGCACAGAGCCCGAAGGAUGGAGAUGUUGAGGGAGAGGAAAGCGGAAAGGGAACGGGAACGUGAAAAGGAGCGAAACAAGGACAAGGAGCAGAAGGAGAAAUCGCGAGAAUCGGGCGGCGAGAAGGUUUGACUAGUGAUCAAUAGCGAGGAGGUGUGGUUGUGACGAAGACAGUGUUCCGACGAAAGCGAGAAAACGAAAAAAAUCUUAUAUCCAAGGAAGAGGAGGAGGAAGAAAAAAUUGGAAAAAUUCAGGUUGUAUCCUCUAAAGGACAGGAGACUGCCCGUAUUUGUAUAAAACGCCAUAUAAUCAAAAUACCAUCGCGUUCACUGUCUUCGCGCCAUUGUGAUAGCGAUAUCUUGUGGUCAUUACUCUAGAUGUACAAUAUAUACAUAUAUCUUGAAAUUAUAAAAUCUCUAUCGAAUCGAACGCACGAAAAAAAGCGAAAGGCGACAUGGCAUAUAUUGUUAUAUAUUAAAUUUCAACAAUAUUUUCUCUUUCCGAUAUAAAAAAUAUUCUGGAAACGUAAAAGGGAUGUCAGCGCGCCAAAUUGUAUUUAUGCAAAAUAGAUGUGUUUCGUUGAAAAUUAUUAGACGGGGCAGAAACGAAAAAGAAAACUGACAAAAUACCGAGCUGUCACAAAUGCACAAAGAAUGCACAGGCGACUCGUCGUCGCUUCAACGGUACAAUUUCGCUUUUCGCAAGUGUGAUGUGUCGCUUCGUCGCGAGCAUUCGAUAGAAUUGUAAUUUAAAAAAAAAAAAAAAAAAAAAAAACGCGCGUGUGUUCUUAAGUUUCCCUUAUUGGAAAAAAUCGUUUACGUCCGUUUUGCGCGCGCGCGCUUUUGCCAAAAGCACAGAAUCGCUGAGAUCUUCCUCGAUAUUAUAAGGACAAAGCGGGAGGACAGAGGAAUCCCUUCUCUUAAAUGUUACAUAAGCGUCGUGUUCUCGGGUUUUAAAAUAGCACCGUUUCUCAGGCAACUUUAUCAUGCCGGAGUAUAAGAAACAUCUCGUCUAACUCUCGAAAGAUAUACAAAUACCACAGUUUGAAUGUAAAUGUUAAUUUAAGCGGUAAUAAUAUAUUAUAUAUAUAUAUAUUAUAUAUAUAAUACGAGUAAAAUAGGCGCGUACUUUUCCGACACUUGGACACUCGACAGGCUUGACCAAUAAGUGAUGAAUGUACGGGAUUUCUUUCCUUAAUUUCAUCUACGAAUCAUGUAUUCGAUGCGAGAUGUAACUCUUCUUCGUGAUCUUCAUUGCUCUCUCAUUUAUAUUACUCUUCUUAUUUUAUUUAAUUUGAAACACAUUUCGCUCUCGUUUUCAUAGUGAUUUCAAGCAUAGAGUUGCAUUUAAAAUUGCAAACAACCGAGCGAUAACUAUUCGUAACAAAGAUUGUAUAAAUGUUAACACAUAAAUGUGACAAUAAAGUUGCACAGCGGGCUGUAAAAGAGUAUCAACUUUGCUGACGAUCGUAAAAGUGCUCGUCUGCGGCUCGUAUAAGAAGAAGAAGAAGAAGAAGAGCUAAAUCAAAACGAGAAGAGAGCUAAAAAGAAUGUUAGAGAUUUAUAGGAAAAAAAUUGUGCGGUAAAGCGAUUAAUGAGACCUUUGCCUUGUUGGUUUACACUUUUUUAAGAGCUUACGUUUUCACGAUAGAAUGCUGUUAUUGUAGAUCGCGUAAAGUCGUGUGUUGACAACGACCGACAGAUUAUGCUGUUCGUGUCUAAGAUAUUUAUCGUUAGUAAUACCGUUGUUGUUGAAUAUAUGUGACUGGAUGGAAUGGAGAUGAUGAGUGACGCAAAUAAUGCGCGUGCGUUAAUUAAUUACAAGUACAACGUAGGUAUAUAUUCGACUGAUGAAAAAUUUUGGUUGAAUUAGUGAAAGCUCUGCGCGAGACUCACAUUGUGAAUCGUAUGGAUCGGUUAUUUCCUUAUUGCAAACGUCACAUUGCGACAUUCUUAUCUUGAAAAUGCAAAACGACUCUUCACAAUCCGUUUAAUUAACGAUGAACUUUGAACAAUAGUCGUUUCCGUUUUAUUGGAAUAAUUUUCAGAGUAGAUAUAUAUGUAUGUACAUCCACUCCGUUUUAUCGGAAUAAUUUUCAAUAGAAUUAUAUUUAGUCGCGCGAAUAUAUAUAUAUAUAUAUAUUUGCACGACGUAGAUAUAAAUUUUAAUGAUUUUUUUGCACACUUUUGCGUUUUAUUCAAAUACGUUAAGGACAUACGAAAGUAUCGAUUCGCCGAGCGGAUUGUCAAUUGGUAAGUAAACGCGAUGAGUCAAUUUCGAGGAUCAUCACGAAUCGCACGGAAGCUUGACCUCGAGCCGGAAAUCGAUUCAUUGGAGAAAGAGAGAGAGAGAGAGAGAGAGAGAGAACGCGUGUCGCGUAUAGGAUAAUAUACAUAUGUAUAUCCACAAGAAGAUUUUCACACACAUAACAUUCACGUUUCUCCGAUUAAGUACAAAUGACAACAUUGACAACGCGAUAACGAUCCCGUUGCGUUGCCUUAUGUGCGCUCGAUGUAAAUCGUAAAAUGCGCUAUAUAGCUUGUGUGACGCGCGCGAUUAAUAGCUCGUGAUAAUAGAUCGUAAGAGAUGAAUCUGCUUUCGGUGUUGUGUGAAAAAUCCGCUUUGUUUACAAGUGAGAGGAAAGAAAGGCAGAGAGCGACUAGUCUUCGCGAAUUCGAGCCAUGUAAGAGACCCUAUCUGUAAACAGCGUUAUUUUUUCGAUAUAAAGGAGACGAGAGGCUUACGAUCGGAUAAAUCAAAUAUAAAUCAAGUAUCAAGCGCAAAUGCGAGAGAAAAAAUUCCCAUCCCUGCCCCGCCGAACAAAUAAAAAAAAACAUAUGUAGAACCGGACACAUAUUUGUAAAAAGAUAUACUGUGUAUGUCAGUGAAUACAAUAACCUUGGAGGCUAAUAAUGUAAUAAUGAGA
Messenger RNA from Nylanderia fulva, 5458 nucleotides. Its product is annotated as putative G protein-coupled receptor CG31760. The record is from RefSeq and is a predicted model, not a curated record. Gene Ontology annotation, molecular function: G protein-coupled receptor activity. Lineage: Eukaryota; Metazoa; Arthropoda; Insecta; Hymenoptera; Formicidae. Gene Ontology annotation, biological process: G protein-coupled receptor signaling pathway. Gene Ontology annotation, cellular component: membrane.